AUGGCGUCGUCGCAUGGCUGGUCGUCGCUCAUGCGCCUGCUCGUGCUCUGCCUUCUCUUCGGCGCGUCUCUCGCGGCGACGCGGCGCUACCUCUCCGUCAGCAUGGACGAGCUGCUGAGCUCCAAGGCUCACCUCGACUGCCCUCCCUUGAAGAAGUCAGUGGCAACUUCUGGCAACAAGCUCACGAUCCCUGCGGGUUGCGGCUUUCCACCAAAAUGCUGCGGCGGCGCUGGCGAGUCCAUCCGGCACCAUGACAUGAACCGGCUGAGCACUCUCCUCCAGAGGUCCUCGUCGACGGCGUCGUCAGCUGCACCAUCGCCGUUGCCACGCCCCAUCCCCGGGCUUCCUUUUCCUCCAUUUCCAUUCGCUCCAGCUCCGUCAGUACGCCCCUUCCCCGGGAUCCCGUUCCCAUUUCCUCCCGCUCCGUCGGCACGCCCCUUCCCCGGGAUUCCGUUCCCAAUUCCUCCAGCUCCGUCGGCGCGGCCCAUCCCCGGGAUCCCAUUUCCAUUUCCACCAGCUCCGCGGGCACAACCCUUCCCGGAGAUUCCAUUUGCUCCAGCUCCGCGGGCACACCCGUACCCCGGGAUUCCUGUCGCUCCAGCUCCAUUGGUUGUUCCCGGAAUCCCGAUUUCAUCUCCUCCGGCAGCGCCGCCGGCCGUGACGAUCCCGGACACCUCCGGGGCGUACCUCGGCACGCUGGAGUUCGUGGUCACCGUCGGCUUCGGCACGCCGGCCCGGAAGUACGCGGUCGUGUUCGACACCGGUAGCGACGUGUCGUGGAUCCAGUGCCAGCCGUGCUCGGGGCACUGCUACAAGCAGCACGACCCCAUCUUCGACCCGACCAAGUCCGCCACCUACGCCGCCAUCCCCUGCCGCAACCAGGAGUGCCGGGCCGCCGACGGGAGCUGCGACGUCAACGGCACCUGCAUCUACGACGUCGAGUACGGCGACGGGUCGUCCACCUCCGGGGUCCUGUCGCACGAGACGCUGUCCCUCACAUCCUCGAGCGCGCUCCACGGCUUCGUGUUCGGCUGCGGCGAGAAGAACCUCGGCUCGUUCGGCGACGUCGACGGGCUGAUCGGCCUCGGCCGCGGCAAGCUCUCCCUGUCCUCGCAAGCCGCCGCGAAGUUGGGCGCCACCUUUUCGUACUGCCUGCCGUCCCACAACGGCACGCAAGGGUACCUCACCAUCGGCACGACGCCGGUGUCCGACAAGGUCGCGUACACGGCCAUGGUGCAGAAGCCGGACUACCCGUCCUUCUACUUCGUCGAGCUCGUCUCCAUCAACAUCGGCGGGUACAUCCUGCCGGUGCCGCCGACGGUAUUCACGAGUGCGGGCACGCUCCUCGACUCCGGCACCACCCUCACCUACCUCCCGGAGGAGGCGUACACCGCGCUCCGGGACCGGUUCAAGUUCACCAUGAAGCAGUACAAGCCGGCGCCGGCGCAGGGUGUCCUCGACACCUGCUACGACUUCACGGGGCAGAAUGCCAUCUUCAUCCCGGCCGUGUCGUUCAAGUUCAACGAUGGCGCCGUGUUCGACCUCGACUUCUUUGGGGUCCAGAUUUUCCCGGACGACGCGACGGCCAUCGGAUGCCUCGCGUUCGCGGCUAGGCCGCAGGCGAUGGCGUUCAACAUCAUUGGCAACACGCAGCAGCGGUCGGCUGAGGUGAUCUACGACGUCGCGGCGGAGAAGAUUGGGUUUGUCACGGGCAGUUGCUGAGGUGAUCGUCGAUGCUUGUUGGUUGGAGAAUAAGCGAGAAGCGACGUGUGUG
This is a messenger RNA of Panicum virgatum (switchgrass), 1774 nucleotides long. RefSeq names its product aspartyl protease family protein At5g10770-like. The coding region runs from base 1 to 1722 and encodes 573 amino acids. The transcript has 2 exons. Gene Ontology annotation, biological process: proteolysis. The record is from RefSeq and is a predicted model, not a curated record. Gene Ontology annotation, molecular function: aspartic-type endopeptidase activity. NCBI's taxonomy places the organism in Eukaryota, Viridiplantae, Streptophyta, Magnoliopsida, Poales, Poaceae.